Messenger RNA from Leishmania mexicana MHOM/GT/2001/U1103, 3649 nucleotides. Its product is annotated as putative proteophosphoglycan ppg3. NCBI's taxonomy places the organism in Eukaryota, Euglenozoa, Kinetoplastea, Trypanosomatida, Trypanosomatidae. The annotation marks the transcript as partial. The record is from RefSeq and is a predicted model, not a curated record. Gene Ontology annotation, molecular function: protein binding. The transcript has a single exon.
AUGUCUUUUCUCUCGCGCCGGUGCACGCGGCAGCACCCCGCCAUCGCGGCGGCGCUGCUGUGCGUCGCGCUUUUGGCGUUUGUCUGCGUGGGUGUGCGCUCUGCGUCCGAUGAGGCAGGCGCCCUCAACUGCUCCGCCCCCGUCCCGAACUACUCUGCCGCUGAGCAGAAGCACACUCGCAUGUUUCUAGACACCAUCAAGGCGGCCAUUCCAGCCUUGGCUUCCGUGUGGACCUGCGACAAUUUCUGCGCGCACGAGGGCGUGGAGUGCACAGAGGCCGGCCUGCAUGUGCACCUCAACGUCAACGACCUCAUCAGCAGCCUCCCUGAAAUACCUGAGGGCGUUAUCGGAUCAUCUGUUGUGGUAGCGAAGUUCACCUUCUCCGGCGACAUCAACAACUUGAAGGGCACGUUGCCUAUCAGCUGGCAUCAGCUAACCUCGCUCUCCUCGUUUCUGUUCAUCUCGACGGACACCGAAGAUACGCCGCCACAGAUGCGGGGAACUUCAAUCAAAAACCGUGUGAUGGCAAAUGGUGCUGAAGUCAUCCCAGCGGAAUGGGAGAACACCGCCCCGCGUGACGGCUCUCUGCCUGUAUCUCGGGUAUCCGACAGCAAUAUGGUAGGCUCGCUGCACUCCGCAUGGGCAGGGGUCAACACGAAGCACAGGAAUUAUCUCCAGAGUGGAAUUGGUGGAAGAAGUCUUCCCGAGGAGUGGGGCAACAUGUCGAACAUUAGGGUUCUCAACCUGACGAACCUUAAUCUCUCCGGAACGCUACCGGCUUCCUGGUCUUCCUUGAGCUUGCUUGAGCAACUCCACGUCGCGAACAACCAACUUCACGGUACUCUGCCAGCGUCGUGGGGGAGUCUGAAGAGCUUGAUUGACCUGCAGCUGAUUGGCAACAAGCUCACGGGUACUAUUCCGCAAGAAUGGGGUGAAAUGACUGCACUCGAGAAAAUCUCUCUCCAGCUUGACUACUGUACCUGCGUGCCACACAGCUGGAUCACGCGGAAUGUCGAAGUUAGACUCUACUCCACCGUUCUGGGUGUCGACUGUCCAAUCACCUCAGAUUGCGGCUCGAGCAGCAGCAGCAGCUCUGAACUGGAGUGUGAUGGCCCCAUUCCGUUUUACACAGCAAGCCAGCAGGUGCACACGCGCAACUUCCUUGAGGCGUUCAAGUACACAAUUACAGCUCUGCAGCCGCUGUGGACCUGCACGAACUUCUGUGUCUGGGAGUAUGUGCACUGCACACCGGCGGGUGUGGCAGUGGAGAUUACUGGCACAGAGUUUUUCGGUUCUGUUCCCGAGGUACCCGCCGAUGUGAACCCGUCGGAGGUGGUGGUAACCACGCUUGAUUUCAGUCAUAGCGUGUGGCUGGAGGGCAGGUAUCCCAAUAACUGGGCCUCGCUGACGUCUCUGCAGAAGGUGUCCUUUGCAUACACUUCGAUGUGGGGAACGCUGCCAUCCCAGUGGGGUUCCAUGUCCGUGCUGAAGUUCCUCGAUUUAAGCUUCACGUGGACAGACGGUAAGUUCCCCGAGAGUUGGAGCCGCUUAGCGAACUUGGAGGUGCUCAGAUUAGUGCAUCUCACAAUUCCGGAUCACUUGCCGGCCUCGUGGAGCAGCAUGAAAGCAUUGCGGGAGCUCGACCUCGACAGCACCAGCGUGUCAGGCACGCUACCACCCUCCUGGGGCGCCCUCAAGAACCUCGAGAUUCUAUCUAUGCCCAACAACAACAUUGACGCGACUUUACCUGAUGAAUGGAGCUCGCUAACGCAGCUGCGAACCCUACACCUGCACCAUAACAAGCUUGUCGGCUCUAUCCCAGAGACCUACAACGCGAUGGUUACCCUCACCCGUGUCAGCCUCGAAGUCAACCGACUCUGCGGCUGCCUCCCAAGUACAUGGGCCGAGAAGAACGGUGUGUCCAUGACCAUCACCGCUCAGCCGGAGGUACUCGCUCCUGACUGCGCGACUGAGAACAUCUGCGAGACACAGACAGAAAGUAGCAGCUCCGCCACCACCUCGUCUUCGUCGUCCGUGCCGUCCAGCAGCAGCUCCGCGCCGUCCUCGUCGUCUGCGCCGUCCAGCAGCAGCUCCGCACCGUCCUCGUCGUCCGCGCCGUCCAGCAGCAGCUCCGCGCCGUCCUCGUCGUCCGCGCCGUCCAGCAGCAGCUCCGCGCCAUCCUCGUCGUCUGCGCCGUCCAGCAGCAGCUCUGCGCCGUCCUCGUCGUCCGCGCCGUCCAGCAGCAGCUCUGCGCCGUCCUCGUCGUCUGCGCCGUCCAGCAGCAGCUCCGCGCCGUCCUCGUCGUCCGCGCCGUCCAGCAGCAGCUCUGCGCCGUCCUCGUCGUCCGCGCCGUCCAGCAGCAGCUCUGCGCCGUCCUCGUCGUCCGCGCCGUCCAGCAGCAGCUCUGCGCCGUCCUCGUCGUCUGCGCCGUCCAGCAGCAGCUCCGCGCCGUCCUCGUCGUCUGCGCCGUCCAGCAGCAGCUCUGCGCCGUCCUCGUCGUCCGCGCCGUCCAGCAGCAGCUCUGCGCCGUCCUCGUCGUCUGCGCCGUCCAGCAGCAGCUCCGCGCCGUCCUCGUCGUCUGCGCCGUCCAGCAGCAGCUCUGCGCCGUCCUCGUCGUCUGCGCCGUCCAGCAGCAGCUCUGCGCCGUCCUCGUCGUCUGCGCCGUCCAGCAGCAGCUCUGCGCCGUCCUCGUCGUCCGCGCCGUCCAGCAGCAGCUCUGCGUCGUCCUCGUCGUCUGCGCCGUCCAGCAGCAGCUCUGCACCGUCCUCGUCGUCCGCGCCGUCCAGCAGCAGCUCUGCGCCGUCUUCGUCGUCCGCGCCGUCCAGCAGCAGCUCCGCGCCUUCCUCGUCGUCUGCACCGUCCAGCAGCAGCUCUGCGCCGUCCUCGUCGUCUGCGCCGUCCAGCAGCAGCUCCGCGCCGUCCUCGUCGUCCGCGCCGUCCAGCAGCAGCUCUGCGCCGUCUUCGUCGUCUGCGCCUUCCAGCAGCAGCUCUGCGCCGUCCUCGUCGUCUGCGCCGUCCAGCAGCAGCUCUGCGUCGUCUUCGUCGUCUGCGCCGUCCAGCAGCAGCUCCGCGCCUUCCUCGUCGUCCGCGCCGUCCAGCAGCAGCUCCGCGCCGUCCUCGUCGUCUGCGCCGUCCAGCAGCAGCUCUGCGCCGUCUUCGUCGUCUGCGCCGUCCAGCAGCAGCUCCGCGCCAUCCUCGUCGUCUGCGCCGUCCAGCAGCAGCUCCGCGCCGUCCUCGUCGUCCGCGCCGUCCAGCAGCAGCUCUGCGUCGUCUUCGUCGUCUGCGCCGUCCAGCAGCAGCUCCGCGCCAUCCUCGUCGUCCGCGCCGUCCAGCAGCAGCUCCGCGCCGUCCUCGUCGUCCGCGCCGUCCAGCAGCAGCUCUGCGCCGUCCUCGUCGUUCGCGCCGUCCAGCAGCAGCUCCGCACCGUCCUCGUCGUUUGCGCCGUUCAGCAGCAGCUCCGCACCGUGCUCGUCGUCCGCGCCGUCCAGCAGCAGCUCCGCGCCGUCCUCGUCGUCUGCGCCGUCCAGCAGCAGCUCCGCGCCGUCCUCGUCGUGUGCGCCGUCCAGCAGCAGCUCUGCUCCGUCCUCGUCGUCCGCGCCGUCCAGCAGCAGCUCUGCGCCGUCCUCGUCGUCCGCGCCGUCCAGCAGCA